AUGCUAAUUGUUUAAUAAUAUUAUUAAUAUUAAAACACAAAACUAUUUCUUUUUAGUUACAAUGAAAUACUUUAUAACUGUUUUAAUUGUUGUCACAAUUUUGACAUUCAAUGCCGUAUUGGCUCAAAGAUGUGAGAAUGGUAAAUUUGUGACUUGCGGCAGUGCAUGUGAGAGCACGUGCCAAAACCAUCGCAAUCCACCACGUGCCUGUACCCUACAAUGCGUGCGCGGUUGUGCCUGUAAUGCCGGUUAUGUCAAACUAAACUCCCGAAGCAAUCGUUGUGUGCGUCCCCGACAAUGUCCGCGACAUUAAUGUUUGGACAAUGAUUUUGAAAAAUUAAAACUCAUAUAUAAUAAAUGUGUUUUUAUUUUUUCUGUAAUUUUAAUUUGUUACUUUAAUUUGCUAAUCAUAUGUAUCGAUUUGAACA
Molecule: messenger RNA, 428 nt
Organism: Oppia nitens
Lineage: Eukaryota; Metazoa; Arthropoda; Arachnida; Sarcoptiformes; Oppiidae
Product: venom peptide SjAPI-2-like
Exons: 2
Coding region: 62-313 (83 amino acids)
Source: RefSeq, a predicted model, not a curated record